AUGGCCACAUCGAAAAAGUCCGUUCGCGAUCAAGCGGAGUUGGUUCGACGCGAGCAGCAUCACGAAGCCGACGUCGUCGUGGUCGGCGCCGGCAUUUUUGGCUGCGCAAUUGCAUGGGCGUUGGGAGAACAGGGCAGAAGUGUCAUUCUAUUGGAGAAGAGUCUGAAGGAGCCCGAUCGGAUCGUGGGCGAGUUGCUACAACMCGGAGGCGUGCAGGCGUUGGAGAAGCUGGGUCUGCGCGAGUGUCUGGACGAAAUCGACGCGAUCAAGGUGUAUGGCUACGAUGUCAUUUACUUUGGCGACGAAGUGCGCAUUCCUUACCCAAUGGAUGCGAACGAUGGACACAACGACAAGGCUCGGCUAGAUGAAAGCAGCUACACCGAUGAAAUGCGAGGGACCAAGAGGAAGCGGCCCGAGGGUCGCUCCUUUCACCACGGCCGAUUUAUUCGAAGACUCCGCGAAAAGGCCAUGUCCAACCCCAACAUUACUGUCGUCGAGGCUGAGGCAACAGACCUUAUCCGCGGUGGCUACACUGAUCAAAUCCUCGGAAUCGAGGCAAAGGUGAACGGCGAGCGCGACUCUUUCUUCGCCGGCCUCACCAUAAUCGCCGACGGCUACUCGAGCAAGUUUCGCAAGGAGUUCCGAACCGAUGCUCCAGUCGUCAAGUCCAAAUUCUGGGGUCUCGAACUCAUCGAUGCAGACCUACCUAUGCAGAAUCACGGCCAUGUCAUCCUUGGAGAUGGCCCGCCAGUUCUGCUGUAUCAAAUCGGCACCCACGAGACACGCGCACUGGUUGACAUUCCCACAAAUCUCCCUACAGCCUCAGUCCAGGCUGGCGGUGUCAAGGGUCAUCUGAAGAAUGUCGUCUUGCCGUCUCUCCCCGAGUCUGUUCGUCCUUCCUUCCAGGCAGCCCUUGAAAACGACAAAUUACGAUCCAUGCCGAAUUCCUGGCUCCCACCUACUACGAAUAUCACACCGGGGCUCGUCAUUCUUGGGGACGCAAUGAACAUGCGUCACCCGUUGACGGGAGGCGGCAUGACUGUUGCCUUUACAGAUGUCGUCCUUCUCCGCGACCUCUUGGCUCCUCAAAAUGUUCACUCACUGGAGGACACCAAACUUGUCCUUAAGCAGAUGCGCACGUUUCACUGGCAACGCAAGAACCUGACUUCUGUCAUCAACAUUCUAGCACAAGCACUUUACUCCCUCUUUGCCGCGCAGGACUCCCAGUUAAAAGCGCUGCAAAUGGGUUGCUUUCACUACUUCAAGCUGGGCGGCAACUGUGUUGAUGGACCCGUCGGACUUCUCGCCGGAAUAAUCAGACGGCCGUUCGUCUUGUUCUACCACUUCUUUGCAGUUGCUCUCUAUGCCAUCUGGCUAUAUAUUACCAGCGCGGGGAUCUUGCGACUACCUUUACGCAUGGUUGGAAGUGUCGGUGUGUUUUGGAAAGCGUGCGUCGUCAUUUUCCCAUACAUCUUCGCAGAGCUUCAGACAUGA
This is a messenger RNA of Ramularia collo-cygni, 1494 nucleotides long. Its product is annotated as probable squalene monooxygenase. The transcript has a single exon. Gene Ontology annotation, molecular function: flavin adenine dinucleotide binding; squalene monooxygenase activity. Gene Ontology annotation, biological process: ergosterol biosynthetic process. Lineage: Eukaryota; Fungi; Ascomycota; Dothideomycetes; Mycosphaerellales; Mycosphaerellaceae. Gene Ontology annotation, cellular component: endoplasmic reticulum; membrane. The record is from RefSeq and is a predicted model, not a curated record. The coding region runs from base 1 to 1494 and encodes 497 amino acids.